Eublepharis macularius is the source of this 2955-nucleotide messenger RNA. RefSeq names its product family with sequence similarity 219 member B (gene FAM219B). NCBI's taxonomy places the organism in Eukaryota, Metazoa, Chordata, Lepidosauria, Squamata, Eublepharidae. The coding region runs from base 15 to 563 and encodes 182 amino acids. The record is from RefSeq and is a predicted model, not a curated record. The transcript is spliced from 6 exons.
UGAGGCAAGCGGCGAUGGCGACGGGCGAGGAGGGCGAGGAAGAGCCGGCGAGGCGGAGGGAGGCCGGGCCCAGCAGCGGCACCCACAGCACGGGGCAGAAGGACAAGAAGAGAACAAGUAGAGAAACUUCAAUGGAAAAAAGGGGACCGUACAUUAUGAACAAAACUCCUUCUAUUCAAGACAAGCUGCAAAAGCAUCGGGAGAUGGCGAAGGCGAUGUUGCGGAGGAAAGGCGUGCUUGGGGGAACCGUCCGGAACCAACCCAAAUCAGCAGCCAAGAGGUCAGUGAAGUUCAAUAAGGGCUAUGCUGCUCUUAGUCAGACCUCGGAUGAAACUCUGGUCUCCUUGGAGUCAGACAGUGAUGGGGAGCUGGAAUCCCGAUGUUCCUCUGGUUACUCUUCCGCAGAGGUGAACCAGGAUCUCAGUCGUCAGCUGCUGCAGGAUGGCUAUCACCUGGACGAAGUCCCAGACGACGAGGACCUUGACCUCAUUCCUCCCAAGCCUGUCUCAUCUUCCCCUUGUGCCUGUUGCUUCGGGGAAUCCUCUUCUUGCUCCAUCCAGUGAGAGAUGGGCUGAAGAGGCAACACUGCACAGGUCAAGACACCAGCACUUUUCUUUCCCCAAUUUUUUUGGGGGGAGGGGGGACUUGUGGAUGCCAGCAGAGGCUGCUGAGCCCACCACCAAACCUCGGGUCAAAGCAGUCGAGUGGGUGGGAAGAACAAAGCAUCCCAUUGCACCCCCGAUUGGGGACACUUUAGCGUUUCUCCAAAAACUAUUUCUGCAAUACGCUAUGAGACUGUUGGAGAAAGCAGCCUGCCAGUUACCUUGCCGAGGAUUGCCUCUUUGUGGGAGGAAGCUGCACCGUUGAUGGGAGAAGAGAUCCAAAUCUGGAGGCCGGCCGCAGAACUCAUUUUGUGGAAAGGGAUGUGGAGCCAAGGCAACCUUGGACUUCCUCUGAAUAUAAACCUUUGGAGUUGGAGUGGGGGAAGGCUGUUAUAGGGCCCACGUAAGCAAAUUUCCCUUUCCUUUGUACUUCAAAACCUUACAAAGAAGCAGUCCAAGCAUAGGCAACGUUGGGUGUGGCAGGGUGGAACGUUGGGUGUGGCAGGGUGGAAGCAGAGAGCUUUGCACAUCAGACUCUGGGUAGCUCACCCGUGAGCCAGUUUAUGGAGCUUUGCCUAGUAAUCUGGUGGCUUUCUGUUUCCUCCAUCCACUUCCUCACCCAGAGACAUUUUUACAGGCUGGGAGCACUGUGGAAACUUGAGCUGAGGUCCUGGGCCUCGUAAAGGGCCUGCCAAGCCUUUGGAGGGGUGUGUGUGUUGUUUGGAAGAAGCAUUUACGCCUCCAAGGCUGAGCUUUUAAGACAGGCCUAGAAGACGGCAGAAGAGAGGCACUCAUUUAUCGCCGGCUUAAGCUCUGGGCUUCUCCGCGUGCUUUGGUGGGAGGCCGAGCUGAACGUGGCCGCCCUCCCACCUUCAGAAGCAAGACAGGGGCCCGAGAUUUGGGCACUGCCUCCCUCUGAUGUCCAGGAGCAUCUGUACAGGAGUGAAUCAUCGGUUAUCCAGACUAGCAAGACCUCCCAGGGCCUGCAUGGUUCGAGGGUGUUACCGUCAUGCUUCCUAACUCGAUUGCAGCUCACCCCACUUUUUCCGCAACAGCUGUCUCUAAUUGUUGUAUUAACUCUAGGCAGCUUUAUAAGGGGACUAACCCUUUACCAUGUGAAGUUAGUGAUACCUUUCAUUAGAAGAGCCUAGAUCUGCCCUCCCUUUACCUGGGACCACAGUUCAUCUGUCCAGGUUGCUUUUACACAGUAAUGAUAGGCGAGGAGAAUCAGUUCUUUUCUGAUUGGUGGAGGGGUGUGUUUUGGGGUGUGCUUUGCUCACCACUUACCCUGCUGCCCUCCCCUUUUCAUGCAGUUUGCCCCGCAUAAUACCAGGGCAGACUUGUACCGGGAGCAGAAGGGGUGGAAGAGCAGGAAGAAAGACAUGACAUUCAUGUUUACUUGCUCUCUGUGUUGGUCCCCGAGGGCCACAGCUGGGUAUUUGCCUCUGCAGAUUACACUACAGAUUCAAUAGUAUGCUGGAAGCUUUAAAAAAAAAAAUUCCACUAACAUUUGGGUUUUGACCAUGCCCCCAGACUGUGAUUCCAUAAGCAUCCCAAGGCAGCCAAAGGCUGUUGUUUCUCUGCCUGGGCAAUCCGUUAUCAGCCGCUUGCCGAAAUAAAAGCCAGUGCUCUUUUGCAACUUUCUUGCAGCUGCACGAUCCCAAGCUGCACAUCAUCCUUGCUUGGUGUAGCGCCGCAAGAGGGCUAUUCCUGGCAGGACACAAGAGGCUGAAGAUUCACUCUGGGGCACUCUUCCGUUACUCAUCAGUGUGGGCUGGGGGGCUGCCCCACAGACAUACCCUCGCCCAUUGGCUCCACUAGGGAUGAGGAAACACUGCCCUUGCAGUGUGUUAAGUACACAGUGAUCUGCUUUAUGGAUCUGAUCCCCGCUGGAGCCACUUGACCAUUAAGGCAGAUUUUUUUCUCUUUCGUUGCCUUUUAUUUAUUUGGGUGCUGCGUGCUGUGUUUUCUUCACCUGCAAAGUCUCCUGGUGGCAGAAGGCAGGUACCCUGACGGGCUGUUCUCUUUGAAGUUUAGUUGCAAUAAGCUUUUAUAGGUUUGGUGGGGAGGGGGGUAGAAGAAUGUAGCAGACGGGUAGAGACAACAGCCCCCAAACAAGCUCUGCAGGUAAAGGUGGGAGCAGGCCCCCAGAUGCGGUAAUCCAGGGUUGAGAAGGGCGACUCGUCAUCCCUUCCAGACAGGGCUCAAAAAUGCUGCCUUAAAAUAAUGAAAUGCACAGAGGACAAUCUUACUAGAUUAUUUAAUACUAUUGUAUAUUCAGAGAAUUAUUGGUUUUAUAUAUCAUGAUCAAGGGAAGCAUAUCAAAUAAAACUCCCCCUUGUAUAGCACUGGU